Molecule: messenger RNA, 1035 nt
Organism: Coccomyxa subellipsoidea C-169
Lineage: Eukaryota; Viridiplantae; Chlorophyta; Trebouxiophyceae; Coccomyxaceae
Product: tetrapyrrole methylase family protein
Exons: 8
Coding region: 1-1035 (344 amino acids)
Molecular function (GO): methyltransferase activity
Source: RefSeq, a predicted model, not a curated record
AUGCAAGCUCUUCGCCCUCGCAACCUCACGAUGUUGCCUCAACGGAGAUUACUCACCCAUCACCACUGCAAUGAUGCUUCUGAGGUGCCGGAGAACAUUGCAGAUGAGGCGCCUCCAGAGCAGUCAGAGGACAUCAGAGGGCCACGGCAGGGCAGGGAUGUGCUGGCAGCGAUCCGGCAGCCUGCAGCUUUGGACCCGGGGCUCUACAUCGUGGCGACCCCGAUCGGGAACCUGGAAGAUGUCACGCUGCGUGCGCUGAGAGUGCUGCGAGAUGCAGACUGCAUUCUGGCGGAAGACACGCGGCACAGCCGCAAGCUGCUGUCCUACUUCAGCAUCUCCACCCAGCUCUACAGCUUCCACGAGCACAACGAGCACGUCAAGGAGGCCCAGGUACUAGAGCGGUUGGCGCAAGGGGCGUCAAUAGCGCUGAUCAGCGACGCAGGCAUGCCAGCUGUCAGUGACCCGGGGGCGAAACUCAUAGCCGCUGCAGUGCAUGCGCGCCACUCAGUCAUCCCUGUUCCAGGUCCAUCGGCAGUGCUGGCCUCGCUGGUGGCCUCUGGGCUGCCUACAGAAUCCUUCCAAUUCGUGGGCUUCCUUCCACCGAAGGCCUCACAGCGGCAGAAGAGGCUGUCGCAGCUUGCAGGCGUGGAAGCUACUCUAAUAUUCUAUGCGCCCCCGCACUCACUGGCGGCCAUCCUCGAUGACAUGGCUGCAACCCUGGGGGGCUCGCGCAGAUGCGUUGUAGCCAGGGAAAUGACGAAGUUGCAUGAGGAGUUUUCCAGGGGCUCGCUGGAGGGUGUGGCUAGCGAGAUGCGCUUGCGAGGCUGCAAGGGAGAGGUGACUGUUGUGGUGGAGGGAUCAUCGGGUAGUGAGGCACUGGCGCCGUCAGAUGCGCAGAUAGAGGCGCAGCUGCGGGAGCUGAUAUCUGAUGGCGUGCCUGCCUCCCACGCAGCCAAGCUGGCAGCCAAGCAGCUGGGUGUGCCGCGAAGUUCUUUGUACGAGACUGCUGUGCGUAUUAAGGGCGAGACGGGAUGA